Molecule: messenger RNA, 2160 nt
Organism: Psammomys obesus (fat sand rat)
Lineage: Eukaryota; Metazoa; Chordata; Mammalia; Rodentia; Muridae
Product: disintegrin and metalloproteinase domain-containing protein 18-like
Exons: 19
Coding region: 1-2160 (719 amino acids)
Biological process (GO): proteolysis; binding of sperm to zona pellucida; cell adhesion
Cellular component (GO): plasma membrane
Molecular function (GO): metalloendopeptidase activity
Source: RefSeq, a predicted model, not a curated record
AUGCCUCUGCUCUUCCUGCUUGCCGAGUUUGCCAUGCUAUUAGCCCGCCUCGAUUCGGAAGGAAUAUACCUGCACAUCACAGUGCCUCGGAGGACAGAGCCGCGCAAGGGCGGAGAUUCAGAAGGGAAGGUGACUUACAUCAUUACAGUUGAUGGGAAACCCUACUCUCUGCAUCUCAGGAACUACUCAUUCAUAUCCCCGAAUUUUCUGGUUUAUACACGUAAUGAAACUGGAAUUUUGUAUUCUGACUCUUCACGCUUUAUGACACACUGCCAUUACCGAGGAUAUGUUGAGGAAUCUCCAAAUUCCACUGUGACCCUCAACACCUGCUCUGGUCUCAGGGGGUUCCUGCAGUUGGAAAAUAUCAGCUAUGGAAUUGAAUCACUGGAGUCUUCAGCAAGAUUUGAGCACAUAGUUUAUCAAGUGAAAAACGACAAUCCAGUGUCAGCAGAAAACUACAGCCGUAUCUGGCAAACAGGACAGCCCAAUAAAGAUCAUUUCGACGCACAGGAUAAAAAUUAUUCACAACUAAUACCUCAAAGUCUAAAAUUGCACAUUAUAGUGGAAAAAUCUUUGUAUGAUUAUAUGGGAUCUGACAUUAAGGCUGUAUCACAGAAAAUUUUCCAGAUUAUUGGGCUUGUCAACACUAUGUUCACUCAGCUGGAAUUGACUGUUAUGUUAGCUUCCUUGGAACUAUGGUCAGAUAAAAAUCAAAUUUCCACUGAUGGAGAUGCUAAUGAUAUUUUACAAAGACUACUGGGCUGGAAACAAGAUCAUCAUACCCUACAGUCCCCCCAUGAGAUAACACACUUACUCAUUUACAGGAAACAUCCGAAAUACAUUGGAACAGCGUCACCGGGUGAAUUAUGCAAUAAAAGCUCUUCUGUGGGUAUUGGUAUGUAUCCAGAAGACUUAGGUUUGGAGGGAUUCUCAGUGGUUAUUGCUCAACUGAUUGGCCUGCAGAUAGGAUUAACAUAUGAUGAUGUCGAUAAUUGUUCCUGUCCCAGAGCUCCGUGUAUAAUGCAACAGGAAGCAUUGAGUUCCAGCGGGAUGAAGACUUUUAGCAACUGUAGCAAGCAUGACUACAGACGUUAUGCUUCAAAUUUUGAGGUGAAAUGUGUUGGUAACCUUUCAAAUGUGCAAGUGCUACAACUAAAUCAUUCCGUGUGUGGUGAUGGAAUCGUGGAAGCUAAUGAAGAAUGUGACUGUGGCAAUGACACGGAGUGUCGGUUUAGAGAGUGCUGUGACUCUGAAACCUGUCGACUGAAAGCGUCGGCACAGUGUGGAUCUGGGCCGUGUUGCACGCCAAGCUGUCAGCUGUCCUCAGCGGGCACGCCCUGCAGGAAGGCUCAUGACCCAGAGUGUGAUUUCACAGAAUACUGCGACGGAGUCUCUAGCCAGUGUGUCCCUGACACUUUCGCAGUGAACGGCCACUUGUGCAGGCUGGGAUCCGCGUACUGCUACAAUGGGCGUUGCCAAGCUCUUAACGACCAGUGUGUCAGCUUGUUUGGAAAAGGGUCUCAAGGAGCUUCCUACGCCUGUUUUGAAAAAGUUAAUUCACCACGUGAAAAACUGGAGAACUGUGGUCUUAAAAAUUCAUACUCAUUACCUUGUGGACAAAAGGAUGUCCUCUGCGGCAAACUGACUUGCUUCCGGCCAAAUAAGAGUCAGAAAAGCAGUGCUCGCGCUGUGAUGUACUCGUACGUCCACGACAGCGUGUGUCUGUCUGUACCUCUCGGGGUGUCUACCAGAGCGGACGGAGGAGAUAACGCGUACGUGGCUGACGGCACCGUGUGUGGACCGCAGAUGUAUUGCAUAAACAGAACCUGCCAAGAAGUUAACCUAGCAGCAAACGACUGCAGCGCCACCAAGAAGUGCAAGGGGAAUGGGAUAUGUAAUAACUUUGGUAAUUGCCAAUGCUUUCCUGACUACAGGCCUCCAGAUUGUAACUUUCAGAUCGGAUCACCAGGGGGCAGCAUUGACGACGGAAACAUUCUCAGAGCUGGUUCAGGUCUUGCUAAAAAACAUAUGGGGAAGCACGAGGACAGCUGGCUGAUUCUGGGCUUCUUCAUUUUUCUGCCUUUUCUCAUAACUUUGAUCAUUGGGAUCCUGAAGAGAAAUGAAAGGAAAAUCAUGCCGCAGACAGAACAACAAAUAUGA